Molecule: messenger RNA, 2094 nt
Organism: Hibiscus syriacus
Lineage: Eukaryota; Viridiplantae; Streptophyta; Magnoliopsida; Malvales; Malvaceae
Product: serine/threonine protein phosphatase 2A 59 kDa regulatory subunit B' eta isoform-like
Exons: 2
Coding region: 321-1880 (519 amino acids)
Biological process (GO): signal transduction
Cellular component (GO): protein phosphatase type 2A complex
Molecular function (GO): protein phosphatase regulator activity
Source: RefSeq, a predicted model, not a curated record
UCUAUACUGUUUUAGACAAAGUCGUUGGGUUGAUUUACAGUGAGGAGGUUGAAGCUGAAGAGGGGUUUAUGUUUUGGAUGUUUAAGAUUCGAAAGUUUUCGAAUUUCGAUUAGUUCUCUUGUUUUAGCAGUUUGAUUUUGGUUUCACUGUAGGUAUGAUAUUUUUAAGUUAUCCUUAUGAUUUAUGAUUUUCGGGUUUUACUUAUGGCUUAUAUGUAAUGUAGAUUCGGUUAUCGAUGAAUUGCUGAUUAGUGAUAAGAAUUUUUAGGUGUUCGACAUAAAUUCUCAGAAUCUGCAUUGCGGAAUUAAGGGGAAUGAACCAUGCUCAAACAGAUUCUAAGUAAGCUUCCUCGGAAAUCGUCGAAGUCAGGUGAUCAUCGUGAACACGGUGGACACCGUAGUACUUAUUCUAGUGUUUCGGGUGGUGGCUUGAGGGGCAGCGAUUUAGGAACCGGCAAGUCUGGUAAUUCGAGUGUUUCGUCGUUCGCUGUACCUAAUUCUAUACCAGAUGUUGGAUGGAAAGGUGUGGAUUUGAAGCCAAAUGGGAAUCAUAUAUUCUCCUCUUUUGAAGCAUUGCCUGCUUUCAAAUAUGUUCCGGCUUCUGAGAAGCAGAACUUGUUCAUAAAGAAGCUUAACUUGUGUUGUGUCGUAUUUGAUUUCACCGAUCCCACCAAGAACCUCAAAGAAAAGGAGAUCAAGCGGCAAAUAUUGUUAGAGCUUGUCGACUAUGUGACUUCUGCGAAUGGGAAAUUUCCGGAUGCUGUGCUGCAAGAAAUUGUUAAAAUGGUAUCAGCAAACUUGUUUAGGAACCUUAAUCCGCAACCACGAGAGAAUAAAGUCAUAGAAGGCCUGGAUUUGGAAGAGGAGGAACCUUCGAUGGAUCUGGCUUGGCCACACUUGCAAAUUGUAUACGAGUUUCUUUUGAGGUUUAUAUCCUCACCUGAGACCGAUGCAAAAUUGGCCAAAAGAUAUGUCGAUCAAUCCUUCAUCAUGAAAUUGCUUGACUUGCUCGACUCUGAAGAUCCUAGAGAAAGGGAAUAUUUGAAAACAAUUCUUCAUCGCAUCUACGGGAAAUUCAUGGCGCAUCGACCGUUCAUUAGGAAAGCUAUAAACAAUGUUUUUUUCCGUUUUAUUUUCGAGACCGAGAAACACAAUGGGAUUGCUGAACUUCUGGAAAUUUUGGGCAGCAUUAUUAACGGGUUUGCACUUCCACUGAAAGAAGAGCAUAAAGUGUUCCUUGUUCGGGUUUUAAUUCCUUUGCAUAAACCGAAAUGCUUAGCAAUGUAUCACCAACAGUUAUCUUACUGCAUUACACAGUUUGUAGAGAAAGACUGCAAGCUUGCUGAUACCGUCAUUAGGGGGUUAUUAAAGUACUGGCCCAUCACAAAUAGUUCAAAGGAAGUCAUGUUCCUAAAUGAAUUAGAGGAAGUUUUAGAAGCAACUCAGCCACCCGAGUUUCAGCGCUGCAUGGUGCCGUUAUUUCACCAAAUUGCUCGAUGUUUGAACAGUCUGCACUUUCAGGUUGCCGAGCGAGCUUUAUUUUUGUGGAACAACAAUCACAUCGAGAACUUAAUCAUUCAAAACCGCAAAGUAAUACUGCCGAUUAUUUUACCAGCACUGGAGAAAAAUGCUAGGAAUCACUGGAAUCAAGCUGUACAUAGCUUGACUCAAAACGUCCUCAAAAUCUUCGACGAUCUCGAUCCAGAGCUGUACAAGGAAUGCCUGCUUAAGUUCCAGGAAGAUGAAUCCAAAGACGAAGAGACCAAAGCAAAACGUGAAAAUAAAUGGAAACGCUUGGAAGAACUCGCAGAAAAGAAAGAUUUCAGUAGGGAAGGCACGCUCGAAACCCGCAAAUCAAUCGGUAAUGGCUCAUCAGGUUAGAUAUAUAUAUAUAUAUAUAUAGAUUAUAUAUUUUAUUGACACGUUUUCAAGAUUACCAGAUUUUCUAUUGGGGUGGAACUGAUAUAUUGUGAAUUUCUUUGCAUAUGACAAUCUGAGAUUAUUGUGUAUUGUAGGGUUCAGCUUAUUUAGUGAAACCUAAUAAAACAUUUUUGCUAAAUUAAUCUAUAUAUUUCUUGAAUUUGUGCUUAUUUCA